UCCCCUCUCUCUCUUUCUGUCUCCCGCCAUGGCUAUGACCACCGAGAAGAACAUUAUUAUGCUCCUUCCAGAAAGAUGUCUCCACAAGGUUUGGUAAAAUUUUAGCGUGAGUGAGUUUUAUAUUUUGUUUUGAUUUCACAACUCACACCAAUGGGGAAGAACUUGCGUCACAAAGUAACUUGCUCCCCAAUCCAAAACCACCCUGGAUUCAUGUGGGGACUUUUUGACAUCCUUAAACACAACCACUGGCGCUACAUCAAGAAACGUCUUCCUCACAAAAGACCCAUCUGUAGAAGAAACCUUCCUGGAACAAAAAACGAAGUAAACAACACAAUACCAUCACCAGAUGGUAUUCCCCUAUCCAAGAGCAAGGUGGAAGAUAAAACAGACGAUGUAGAAUCUGGGCAAAGACCAAAGAAGCCUAGUUCUACAGUAAAGUCUAAAGAGUCUAACUCAGGGGAGAAAAUAAAAAAGAAGCACAAUUCAGAGGACAAGUCGAAGAAACUUAAUUCAGAAGAGAGGUCUAGGAAAACACAUUCUGAAAUCAAAAGGUCUGUGAAAGCUUUGAUUAAGGCACUUGUAAUAGAGGACAAGUCUAAGAGGAAAGGCCGUCAUCACCGUAGCUCUACCUAUCCUGUCCAGUCAAAGCCAAAAGAGAAGGAGUCAUUGAGUGAGCUUGAAUCUUCAGAUAAGACUUCGUCAUCAAACAGCGAUGAUCGUAACCGAGUCUUUAACAAGACGGUUGGCAUUUCACCUGCCAUUGGCUCGUUGAACCCGCUUUAUCUCAUGUCUGAGGAAUCAAGCAACAGCGACAAUGAGGAUUUUAGGGUAGAGAACAACAUUGCAGUUGAUGAUACUGAUGGAAGUAAAUCAGACUUUGAUGAAAAAGAUUCCAAGAAUAAGGAGAAAAGCAUCGAGGAAGAUGCUUGGUUUGACCCAAAGAUGAGACACACCAAGGACUUCUCAGAGAAUGAGGAUGAUACGUCACCUAGACGUUCAAAAGCUUGCCUUGAUGCUCUCAAUCUGAUACACAUGAAUAGAAACUUCUUGUUAAAAGUUUUGCAGGAUCCAGGUUCUCCUCUAGCCCGGCAUUUCCAGAGUCAACAAGCUUUUAGCUCCAAAACAAUGACUAAAGCCGGAUCCUUUCCUACUCAUGGUAGAAACAGAGAGGAUCAUAAUAAUGGGUUUGACUCGGUGGGAGAUUUAGAUAAAAAACCAACAUCUCCUUCCAUAGCUGCAGAAAGCAGAGCUGAUGGGAUUCAGAACUUGAAUGAAUCAAUGUCGAAACUGGUUGAUGAAGAUUCAUCUGCCUCUGGUUAUGCAAGGAAGCGAGGUAAGAACCAAGUGGUGAUCAAACGUUUCAAGGAUCUAAGGCAGAAGAUAAAACAUGUGAUUCACGAGAACAAGAACGAGAAGCACCGUAUCACUAUGGAUGCUGUUUUAGACAAAGUACCUCGAAAGUAUGGUUUUUCGAAAGAUUUGAGACACGACAUUUUCGCACAAUUGAAAGGAAACUCUGCAACUAAGAACAACAACAAAGCAGAAGGCGCGAAACUGAAGCAAAUAAGAAGAACUUCGUCUCUCUGUGGAUCGCUUGACAGAUACCUUCAGCUGUAUGAGUGUAGCUUCCAAAGAGAAGGGAAGAACAGUAAUAACAAUUCAGAGAAAUCAAAAGUAGAGUCUGAGGAAUCCGCGUUACCUUCUAAUAGAGCUCCUAAAUUCUUGGGAAGGAUACUCUCAUUACCUGAAAUGAAAUCUUAUGCUUUGAAGAUUGAUGACCUUCCAGUCCAACCAAUCGAGGAAGAACAAGAUGGCUUGGGAAACAUUUCAGAGAUGUCAGAAGAUCACUCUGAGUCUUCUGAACAUGAAACUCUUGAACAAACACUAGAUGCUGCUGAGGAUAAUCUUGAACAAACUCUUGAAAAUCCUACUUUAACGAUCGAGAUAGAACAAGAAAGAGAACUAGAAAUAUCUACGCUUGAGGACUCUGAACCCGAAACAAGAUCCUUAAAAGAAUCAUCAGAAGAAAGCCCUGAUAAUGUUUCUACAGUUGUUUUUGAUGAGUAUCCUUCUGUACUUGACAUCUCUCGAGAGAAAGAUGCAGACACAGAGAAUGUCUCAACAAGCAAACAAUUAGACGAAGUCCUCAAUAUAGAUGCACAAGAUAAAGUUAAGUUCAACUAUGUAAGAGACAUUCUCGAGAUCUCAGGUUUCAAUGCACCAGAAUCUCUCUCAAUGUGGCAAUUAGAUUACCAGCCGCUAGAUCCAUUAGCCUACGAAGAAGUGACAACAACCUCAGGAUGUAUGUUCCAAGAUCCAGAGUGUUCAAGAAACGAAGAAGAAGGCGGUAACUGCAACCACUUGCUUCUCUUCGACCUAAUCAACGAGGUGCUAAUAGAAAUAUACGAAAGGUCUUACCAUUAUUGUCCCAAACCGUUAUCGUCCCUAUGUAAGAUACAUCCAAUGCCGGUGGGCUAUAGCGUUUUGAAGGAGGUUUGGGUUAGAAUAAGUUGUUACUUGCGGUACAAGCCAGACUGCGAACAAGAAUCGUUUGAUAAAGUUAUGAGUAGGGAUUUGUCGAGAGACGAAGGUUGGAUGGAUUUGCAGUUCGAGAGUGAAUGUGUUGGGAUUGAAGUUGAAGAUUUGAUCUUCGAAGAGCUUCUAGAGGAAUUGCUUGUAUCAGGUUAAGAAGCAUUUCAAGAACUCAUUUCUUCCUUUUUUUGGGGUCUUGUUUUGCUUGGAUUUUAAGGUACAUAAACGAGAAAGAUUGGUUUUUGUUGUUGUUUGUGAUAAAAUUUGGUGUAAAAGAGAUUU
Capsella rubella is the source of this 2814-nucleotide messenger RNA. RefSeq lists its product as uncharacterized. The transcript has 5 exons. The record is from RefSeq and is a predicted model, not a curated record. NCBI's taxonomy places the organism in Eukaryota, Viridiplantae, Streptophyta, Magnoliopsida, Brassicales, Brassicaceae. Bases 151 to 2688 code for a protein of 845 amino acids.